Daldinia childiae is the source of this 2091-nucleotide messenger RNA. RefSeq names its product putative transcriptional regulatory protein PB24D3.01. The record is from RefSeq and is a predicted model, not a curated record. The transcript is spliced from 7 exons. NCBI's taxonomy places the organism in Eukaryota, Fungi, Ascomycota, Sordariomycetes, Xylariales, Hypoxylaceae. Gene Ontology annotation, biological process: DNA-templated transcription; regulation of DNA-templated transcription. Gene Ontology annotation, molecular function: DNA-binding transcription factor activity, RNA polymerase II-specific; zinc ion binding; DNA binding. The coding region runs from base 1 to 2091 and encodes 696 amino acids.
AUGGACGCCGAGGUGUCCGAAGCCGGUGGUCAAGGGUCUCCUGGGCCAAGGCGAGCAAUACGUUGUGACAAGACGUCACCGUGUUCUAAUUGUCGAAGUGCCAAGAGGUCGUGUAGUUCCACGGGAGCUGGCCAAAAGCCUAAGGAAUCGCGACAACGAGUGUUAAUUUCUAGCCAAUACGAGCGAAAGAUCGACUUAAUCGAAGAGCGGCUCGGUGGUAUCGAGUCACUUCUACGGAAUCUAAGCCCAAUAUCGGCAUCUACAUCAUCCUCUGCCGAAAGCUCUACACGACGACAAUUCGAAAAGCUAACCCCAUUGUCUCUAAGUAGUCGAGAUGAUACAGCUAGCACAGUGUUUGACCCUGAGGAUGCGGGAGACUUUGAGGGCAACUCGUCUCUAGCCGCACAUACGGCGUUCGCGAGCGAGUUUCUCGAGCAUGCCGUGCAAGGAACUCCGUUAGAGCAACAAGGUGGUAACUCCAAGAUCGACGCAGCUUUAUCCUCUCUACGGAAGAUCGUAAAGAUGCAGGAAAACCGGCGUGCUGUGUCGUCCUUUCACGAAUUUCGCCUGCCUAGCCAGAAGCAGCAUUCUAGGUCCCAUUUACGGGAUCUACCUUUACCACCAAUGGAAAUCGUGGCACAAACGCUUCGGGAUAUGAAACAUGGCCCAUUGCCAAUGAUGCUUGCUGUCAUCUAUUGCUUCAUAGAUGUGGAGCAUUUUACCGAUCAAUGUCGGCGUGUCUACUUUAACACGGAAGACAUCACGGACGCCACAUUUAUCCUGGUGAACUCUGGCCUUGCGUAUGUGUUCUUCGAAGUGAAAUUGAGUGCGAAAACUCCUGAAGAGAAAGCCGAAGCCGACCGAUACUUCACUAUGUGCCAAAAGAAUUUAGACACAGUGCUGUCUCACAUCAAUCUCCUUAUGCCGGCAACGUUAGAAAAUAUCGAAGCAUUACUCAUGGCGUCGAGUUUCUCGAUAGACAUUUCACGUCCAUCUCUAGCAUGGCUUCUAGCAGAGCGCGCUGCGCAUAUGUGCCGGACGCUGGGCCUUCAUCAAGUCCACAGUAUGAAAGAUGACAGCCCACAGAAGAAGGCAGACAAGUCACUACUGUUCUGGUGUACAUAUAUGUUGGAUAAAGGGUUGUCGCUACGGCUAGGUCGAGCCUCUAUCCUGCAAGACUAUGAUAUUUCGCUACCGCAUAUUCUUCCUGAGACCAGGGCAGCGACGUAUCCCGGAAACGAGGUCAUGACGCUGUGGAUUAAGCAUGCGCAGAUACAGGGCCGCAUAUAUGAGCGCCUAUACAGCCCCGGCGCUUUGCGGCAGUCCGAGACGUACCGUGCCGAACAAGUCGGCAUUCUAACUUCAGAGCAAAAACACCUAAUGGCAGAAAGUCUAGCGCUAUUCGCCGAAUUCAACGCAACCGAUGCCGCCGAGAGCCGUAUGUUUGCCAUAAUGUUAAAAUCGGACGAAGUUUCGUAUCUUUCGUCAUUAGCCCUUACAUACCGUGCCAUGCCACCCACAGGUACCCUCUCACGCACCUUUGCGGAUGAGUGUAUCGAGUCGGCUCGGGCAGCCAUGGCAUGUCACCAAGAAGCGAUGGAGAUGAUGGAUGACCAGUCGUUGAAGAUUGUAUAUAUUCACUGGACGAUUCUUUAUGCGCCAUUCAUCCCAUUCAUCGUCAUCUUCUGUUUGGUGAUCGAAACAUCAAGUGCGGAAGAUUUACAGCUCCUAGCACACUUUGUACAAUCGCUAGAGGCAGCGUGCGACUUAUCAGAGUCAAUCAGCAAGUUGCACCAACUAUGCCAGGUUCUAUAUAACAUCGCCCAGCUAUAUAUUGAAGCUAAGGCGCAGCAGCCCGUUGACCAGGAUAUGGUACCCGUAGGAAACGAGUUUAACAUGUACUUGAGCCAACUGGGCUUCAUGCCUAUGGAAGACGGUCCAGCCAAUUUUGAUUUAGCUAGUACUGAUGACCAGGCUAGAUCCAUGGCGCAGACGGCGCAACUCGGGGAUUGGUUCUCUGGGGGUAAUCAUAUGCUGGGGCUACUUGAGGAAGAUCUUUCAGGAAUAAAUCCUUCGACCUGGCCGUCAUGA